CCCUUCUCUGACCUGCCCAGGAACUCAAGCUCUGGGGUGGUGGGUUGUGGGAGGGAGAGAAGCAGCAGCAGCUGUAAGGGGAAUCCCUCUUCCUUCAGAGGCCCCCGGUCUGACUCCAGACAUCAGAGGAGGAAGGGCACGGAAUUUCCGUGCUUGGGAUCCAGCUCAUCCAAGCCAGCUCCAACUCAGCAAGCCUACCAACAGGAAAAUAAGCAAAUUUCACUGAAGAUCCAGGCAGCUAUUCCAGGAACUGGAAGCCAAGCACAACAGGUGCCCGGGAGGUCAUCAUGAUCAGCCCCAACCCCAGGCCCUCCCCUGGCUUGGCCUGGUGGGCCGAGAGCUACGAGGCCAAGUGCGAGCGCAGGCAGGAGACCCGUGAAAGCCGCCGCUGCCGCCCCAACGUGACCACCUGCCGCCAGGUGGGGAAGGCACUGCGGGCCCAGCAGAGAGAGCAGCUCCAGAGAGCUCGACUGCAGCAGUUCCUCCGGAGGAGGAACCUGGAACUGGAGGAGAAGGGCAAGGCACGGCAUCACCAACCCCCAGAGCAAGGGCUCUCCAGGAGGCUGGGCCGCGAGACUGCCCUCAAGGAGCCCUUGUCUUGUGCCAGCAGGAGCUCGACCCCCAGACAGCAGGUGGCAAGGACCAGCUCUGAGGUCUUUCCAGCCCAGCACUCUACUCCCUCAGGCAUCCAGAGGGAUCCAGUUGACCACUUCUCCUCACAGACUGGGAAUCUUCUACCACAAGACUGUCCCAUCAAGAAGACACCCAGAUACCACCGUGGUACUCAGACCAAGGCAGAAGCAGCACAGCCAACAAUUAAGAACGAUGCCAGUCAGCAAACCAAUUUUGGAGUUGCAGUUCUGGAUAAGGAAAUCAUCCAGCUUUCUGAAUACCUAAAAGAGGCCCUACAGAGGGAGCUGGUCCUAAAACAGAAAAUGGUGGUUCUCCAAGACCUACUGUCCACCCUGAUUCAGGCCUCUGACAGCACCUGGAAGGGACAGCUUAAUGAAGACAAACUGAAAAGCAAACUGAGAUCCUUAGAAAACCAGCUAUACACCUGUACCCAGAAAUACUCCCCUUGUGGAAUGAAAAAGGUGCUACUGGAGAUGGAAGACCAGAAAAACAACUAUGAGCAGAAGGCCAAGGAGUCUCUGCAGAAAGUGCUGGAGGAGAAAAUGAACGCAGAGCAGCAGCUACAGAGCACACAGCGUUCCCUCGCCCUGGCAGAGCAAAAGUGUGAAGAAUGGAGGCGCCAGUAUGAACUUUUGAAGGAGGACUGGAGAACCCUAGGGAGCCAGCACAGAGAGCUGGAGAGCCAGCUCCACGUGCUUCAGUCCAAACUGCAGGGAGCAGACAGCAGAGACUUACAGAUGAACCAGGCCCUGCAAUUUUUGGAGAAUGAGCACCAGGAACUACAGGCCAAGAUUGAAAGCCUACAAGGAGACAGAGACCUGUGCAGCUCAGAUACCCAGGACCUACAAGACCAACUAAAGAAGUCAGAGGAGGAGAAACUUGCCCUGGAGACUAGAGUACAACAGUUGCAAAAUCUGCUUCAGAGUCAAUCCUUACAGCUUCAAGAACAGGAGUAUCUCUUAACAAAGAAAGAUCAGGCUUUGCCUGUGUGGAGUCCAAAGUCCGUCAGUAAAGAAGUGGAACCUGAGGGCACAGGGAAGGAGAAAGACUGGGAUCUCAGAGACCAGCUGCAAAAGGCGACUUUGCAGCUCCAGGCCAAGGAAAAGGAGUGCAGAGAACUACAUUCAGAGUUAGACAACCUCAGUGACGAGUAUCUCUCCUGCCUGCGUAAGCUGCAGCACUGUCGAGAAGAACUGAAACAGAGCCAGCAGCCACCUCCCACAAGGCAAUGUGGUCAAUGGCUCCCGAUGCUGAUGGUGGUGAUUGUCACAGCACUGGCAGUGUUCCUGGCCAACAAAGACAACCUGAUGAGCUGAAUAACUUGUGACAGCUACCUUGGGUGACAAUUAGAUACAAGCAACUCAGUGAAAAACUCAGGUCUGGCAACUUUACAGAUUGGAUUUUUCCCCAACUGAAUUGGGAUUUCUUUUCUUUCUAUCUUUUUUUUCUUUAUCUGAGAGAGAGA
Molecule: messenger RNA, 2098 nt
Organism: Otolemur garnettii (small-eared galago)
Lineage: Eukaryota; Metazoa; Chordata; Mammalia; Primates; Galagidae
Gene: TRAF3IP3
Product: TRAF3 interacting protein 3
Exons: 16
Coding region: 288-1949 (553 amino acids)
Source: RefSeq, a predicted model, not a curated record